Molecule: messenger RNA, 1914 nt
Organism: Ricinus communis (castor bean)
Lineage: Eukaryota; Viridiplantae; Streptophyta; Magnoliopsida; Malpighiales; Euphorbiaceae
Product: BURP domain-containing protein 5
Exons: 3
Coding region: 126-1562 (478 amino acids)
Source: RefSeq, a predicted model, not a curated record
UGUAGAAUUUACAGAUUUAUAAAAAGUUGACAGUAGAAAGCAGCAUGCAUGAGAGCUCCUAUAAAAAUGGCGGCUGAGUGUCCUGGGUGCCGCAUCAUAAAACUUACUGGCAUUUGGUGAUUCCAAUGGAGCUUAAUAUCCUGCUCAUAUUAGUUUCUUUACUAUGUCUACUCUUAGCAAGAAGCAAUGCUUCUCUACCUGCUGAGAUCUACUGGCAUUCCAAGUUACCCAACACCCCAAUUCCUCAAGAACUGCAAGAACUUCUACAACCUGAUAUGAGAGAGCAGUUCCCUCUUUGGGACAUGGGCUUCAAGUCGUUGCAAUCUUUCACACCAAACGCAGGCUACGUUUAUAAUCAACCUUUUAAAUCGUCAGAAGGCUAUGUUUACAGUCAAUCUUUCAAGUCUCCUAAAGAUUAUUAUGUUUAUGGCCAACCUUCUAAGUUGCCUGAAACUGGCUAUGUUUAUAGUCAACCUUUCAAGCCUUCUAAAGAUUAUUAUGUUUAUGGUCAACCUUCCAAGUCAUCUGAAAGCUAUGUCCAUAAUCAACCUUCUAAGUUGCCUGAAACUGGAUAUGUUUAUAGUCAAUCCUUCAAGUCUCCUAAAGAUUAUUAUGUUUAUGGUCAACCUGCCAAGUCAUCUGAAAGCUAUGUCCAUAAUCAACCUGCCAAGUCAUCUGAAAGCUAUGUCCAUAAUCAACCUGCUAAGUUGCCUGAAACUGGAUAUGUUUACAGUCAAUCCUUCAAGUCUCCUAAAGAUUAUUAUGUAUAUGGUCAACCUGCCAAGUCAUCUGAAAGCUAUGUCCAUAAUCAACCUUCUAAGUUGCCUGAAACUGGAUAUGUUUAUAGUCAAUCCUUCAAGCGGCCUUCUGAUGGUCAAACUGAUGGGGAAAAUAUACAUGGAAAACACCUAUCCAAUUCGAAUGUAUUUUUAUAUAAUGAUCUGCAUGAGGGUAAAAAGAUGAGGCUUCAUAUAACUAAAUCCACAAACAAAGCUAGAAUUUUAGCUCGUCAGGUUGCUGAUUCCAUACCUUUUUCAACUGACAAGUUUCCAAGCAUUUUGGAGCACUUGUCUAUAAAACCUGAAUCACCACAAAGCAAGAUCAUCAAGAAAACACUAACGGAUUGUGAGUUUCCAGGCAUUAAAGGAGAAGAAAAAUCUUGUGUCACAUCUUUGGAGUCCUUAAUAGAUUUUACUGUGGCACAUAUUGGGGAUAAUGUUCAAGUACUUUACAACGAGAUAGAAAAGCCCACAAUGGAGCAAGAAUACACUAUCUUGGGAGUGAAAACGAUGGGAAAAAAUCCUGUGGUAUGCCAUAAGCAGAACUAUCCGUAUGCUGUGUAUUAUUGCCAUGAAAUUAAGGCUACCAAUGUUUAUAUGGCUCCAUUAAUGGGCGCUGACGGGACAAAAGCUAAAGCAAUUGUUGUGUGCCAUUCAGACACCUUGAAUUGGAACCCAAAGAACGUGAUGUUUGUGCUCUUGAAUGUCAAGCCAGGCGAAGGAACUGUUUGCCACAUAAUUGGAAGUGAUACACUUGUCUGGUUAUCCACUGAAGCUGUGUGAGAAAGCUCCAGAAAGUAACAAACUACCUGGUACUGCUUGAGUUAUGGAUGCUUUGAAGUCUUAUAUAUAUAUUGCUUUCAGUAAUGUCUAGUUCAAAUUCCUGAAGCAUUCUACGUCUGCCUAUAUGUAUAUAUUUGGCAAAUUGCUUGUACUGCUAGUAAUCUCGUUAGUUUUAAUGUGUUCUUGACAAUAAUUAUGUAUUGCUUUCAGUACAUGUCUAGUUCAAAAAUCCUUGUAGCAUGCUUAAUUAUGUGUGCCUUUCUAAGUAUCCUUUGCAAAAUGCUUGUAAGCUAAUAUCUUUUUUAGCUUUGGAUGUACAUUUUAAAUAAAAAUGACUGUAUUAUUGCAUCAA